CUUAUCAAUAAUUAUUUAUUUAUUAUUCGAACUCUUAUUUAAUUUGGCAUAUACUUACUAUAUAUAAUAAAAAUAAGCCAUGGCCCUCUCUAAGCUUCUAGCUGCUUCCCUUAUUCUAUCCUUUCUCCUCCUCCAACUUAGCGUCGACGCCGCUGAUAAAUCGGAGGUACCAACAGUGGAGGGGGCUGUUCCCGGUCCAAAGAUAGAUUGCAAAGGGAAAUGUGAUUUUAGAUGCAGCAAAUCAUCGCAUCCAAAUCUAUGCAAGAGAUCGUGCAACACAUGCUGUCAAAGAUGUAACUGCGUACCACCAGGCACUUCUGGAAACUAUGAAACCUGCCCUUGCUAUUACGCCCAAACCACCCAUGGUGGCAAACGCAAGUGUCCAUAGAACUACCUAUAUAUAGAUGCAUCCGAAACUGUAAAUAUAUAUAAUGGGAGGGAGGGCAAU
Arachis stenosperma is the source of this 448-nucleotide messenger RNA. RefSeq names its product gibberellin-regulated protein 11-like. The transcript has 3 exons. Bases 80 to 388 code for a protein of 102 amino acids. Lineage: Eukaryota; Viridiplantae; Streptophyta; Magnoliopsida; Fabales; Fabaceae. The record is from RefSeq and is a predicted model, not a curated record.